CUAGACACGUAUUAGUUGACGGAAGUGACGCGUUCAUAUUUUGAAUCUUCAGCCGCGCUGCAAAUCUGUUGAAGCUUGCGUUUAUAUUGCGUAAAUAUUAUUCAGGCGAUCAUGAAGAGAGUGGAAAAGCCUCAACUGAAGGAUACAGCGAUUCCUACACUACCACAUUUUGUUUCCAGAAAAGCAAAUCUGAAGAGUGACAGUGAAAAGAAAACCCAAGCAAAGACUCUGAAAGGACCCUCAGUAAAAUAUGGGCAACAAAAUGAUCUAAGGGAGCAGAAUCGCAUUUUGGUGGCAACAAAUGAAGAUUUGCAAAGACAGAUUUUAGAGUUAAAGGAAAGUGUAGCUCUAUUAGAAGAGCGGUGCAGUAACCUUCAAGAUGAAAACGCUGGAAUCAAGAAGCAACUCCGGGACUGUCAUGUACUUCUGAUAGCAGAAAAACUUGACCCUGUUUCAGGGGAAAAGAUUGAGCAAGCUGUAGAACAAAAAGACAGACAAAGGGAGGAUGUCAUGACUGUUUCACAAAAACUGUUGACUGAGCUAAAGCUAUUUGAUGAGUUUGCAAGAGAACAUGGAGCACAAUUAGCAGAGAUGCAAAACACAAUGAAAAGCCUAAAUGAAGCCAGAGAAAAGCUCCAUACUGAUCGGGAAUCGUUUUGCUUGGAUGCUGAGGAGAUGGAGAAGGCACUGAAGGAGGCAGAGAGACUGCUCAUAGAGUAAAAUAACUUCUUGUCUGUUGUUUUUUCUUUGUUGUUUGUUUUUAUUGAUGUUUUUACCUUUUGGUAAAAUCUGUUUGUUAUGAAUAAACCAGUUUUGUGAGCUAUGUUUAAUAAAGAUUCUACUUAAUUAAAAA
Messenger RNA from Trichomycterus rosablanca, 853 nucleotides. It is a transcript of the gene knstrn, whose product is annotated as kinetochore localized astrin (SPAG5) binding protein. Gene Ontology annotation, biological process: mitotic sister chromatid segregation; spindle organization; regulation of attachment of spindle microtubules to kinetochore. NCBI's taxonomy places the organism in Eukaryota, Metazoa, Chordata, Actinopteri, Siluriformes, Trichomycteridae. The coding region runs from base 112 to 720 and encodes 202 amino acids. The transcript is spliced from 8 exons. The record is from RefSeq and is a predicted model, not a curated record. Gene Ontology annotation, cellular component: mitotic spindle; microtubule plus-end; kinetochore.